AUGGCUUCCCAGGUCGCUUCUUCUCCCAGCUUUCCGCUGUCGUCGCCGCCUCCGUCCCUGUCGGGUCUAGAGUCUCAAGCUCGGGCGCAAUCGUCCAAUCUGUUCUCUGACCUGCGCAAUACCGAGAGCCAACAGUUACGUGACGAAGAAGAUGAGAAUGAAAUUACCCACUCUGUCAUCAAGCGCAGAGAUUACUCGGCCAUUGCCAAAGUGACUGAUCUUACUGCCGAGAAGGUGCGUGAGGCCUUUGAGCAAUUUUUGCAGGAGUUUGUCGAUCCGUCUGUUGAAGACGCGCGCUUUGGAGGUAAGACUUACCUUGCUCAGGUUCAGGCCAUGCAAUCUUACGAUAUGUCAACGUUGUUUGUGGAUUACGACCAUCUGUUGACUGUUGAAAACGGAGUUCUGGCCAGUGCUAUCACCGAGCAAUAUUAUAGGUUUUUGCCAUAUUUGCUCAAAGGUCUUAGGGCCGUUGUCAAGAGACACGUUCCAAAGCUUCUCAGACGCUCGGAGAUUUACGACGACGAGGAAGUCGAGCACCACGAAAGAAUUUUCCAGAUUGCAUUUUACAAUUUGCCAACUAUCAAACGUGUUCGUGAGUUGCGUGCUCAUCACAUCGGGUCUUUGAUCUCUAUCAGUGGAACUGUUACCCGUACAAGUGAAGUGAGGCCUGAGCUGUUCAAGGCCUCGUUUACUUGUGAUUACUGUAAGACUUCGAUUGAUGGAAUCGAGCAAAUGUUCAAGUUCACCGAGCCAACCUCGUGUCCAAAUCCCGGUUGUGAAAACCAGGCUUUCUACACACUGAACGUCUCCAAAUCCACCUUUACCGAUUGGCAGAAGGUGAGAAUCCAGGAAAAUUCGUCCGAAAUACCUACUGGAUCUAUGCCACGUACCAUGGAUGUUAUUCUCAGAUGUGACAUGGUCGAGCGUGCCAAGCCAGGUGAUCGCUGCCGUUUCACGGGAACCGAGAUCGUGGUGCCAGACGUGACCCAGCUGGGCCUGCCCGGUAUCAAACCCGCUGCAGUCAGAGGUAUGAGAGGUAUGGCCUCCACAACGGAAUCGCUAAACUCUGGAGUUACCGGAUUGAAAGGUCUUGGUGUGAGAGACUUGACCUAUAAGCUCGCGUUCUUGGCAUGCCAUGUCAACUCUCAGGUCUCAAAGACCGGUGAGACUCUCGAAACAGAGGAAGACCAGAUCACUUCGUCGCUGGACAACGACAAGGAGCAGGAGAAGUUUUUGAGUACGCUAUCUGAUGCUGAAGUUGCGGAGCUAAAGGAAAUGGUGAGAGACGAAAACGUCUACUCCAAGCUGGUACAAUCGAUCGCUCCAGCCGUGUUUGGUCAUGAGGCUGUCAAGAAGGGUGUCUUACUGCAAUUGCUAGGAGGAGUCCACAAGAAGACUAUUGAUGGAAUUAACCUCAGAGGAGACAUCAACGUGUGUCUGGUAGGGGAUCCUUCCACCUCCAAAUCGCAGUUCUUGAAGUAUGUAUGCUCGGUUUCUCCCCGUGCUAUCUACACCUCUGGUAAGGCUUCUUCGGCAGCUGGUCUGACUGCUGCUGUAGUCAGAGAUGAGGAGAGUGGUGAGUUCACCAUUGAGGCGGGAGCUUUGAUGCUUGCUGACAACGGAAUCUGUGCCAUUGACGAGUUCGAUAAGAUGGAUAUCUCCGACCAAGUGGCAAUUCACGAAGCCAUGGAGCAGCAAACCAUUUCUAUUGCCAAGGCCGGUAUUCAUGCCACAUUGAAUGCCCGUACUUCCAUUCUAGCAGCUGCUAAUCCUGUCGGAGGCCGCUACAACCCCAAGUUUGGGCUCAGGGCCAACCUUAACAUGUCUGCGCCAAUUAUGUCGCGUUUCGAUUUGUUCUUUGUGAUUUUGGAUGAGUGUAACGAACGUAUUGACACGCAAUUGGCUGACCAUAUCGUGAAUCUACACAUGUUCCGUGAUGAUGCUAUUCAUCCUCCAUACUCUGCAGAACAGCUUUUGCGCUACAUUCGUUAUGCCAAAACCUUCAAACCAAAAAUGCCCAAAGAAGCUAGAGACUAUCUUAUUGCCAGAUACAAGGAGCUCCGUGAAGAUGACGCUCAAGGAUUGGGAAGAUCCUCUUACCGAAUUACGGUGAGACAGUUGGAAUCGAUGAUCCGUUUGUCUGAGGGAAUCGCCAAGGCCAACUGUACCGAGGUGAUAAAGCCUGCUUUUGUAGCAGAGGCCUAUGAUCUGUUGAGACAGUCGAUCAUCAGAGUCGAGAAAGAUGACGUUGAGAUAGACGAAGACGAAGCUGGUGUCAUUCACGAGGCCGAGGAAGAACAGGAAGGUACCCAGCAGGACGCACAGGAUGCUGACAGAGACACUGACAUGGUGGGGAACGAAGAUCAGCCACAGCACCACCGUUCCAAGCGUAGCGUGCUGCCAUAUGACAAGUACAUCAAGAUGAUGAACUACAUGGUCAAGAAAGUCUCUGCUACGGAGUCGGAUCCUGCUUCGAGAAUGACUGCCGAGCAACUUGUUGAGUGGUAUCUUUCUCAAGUUGAGGAUGAGCUUGACACUGAGGCAGACUACUGGAACGAGAGGAAGCUGGCCUUCAAGGUUCUCAAGAAGAUUGCUAAAGAGAAGAUCGUGUUGCCAGUAUCUGUUAGUGAAGACGAGGAACUGCUUGAGCCAGAACCAGCGUUUGCUUCUCAGGAUCCACAGAGUCUGACUGAUUCCCAGAGGCUGGAACUACAAGAAUGGCAGAGAAACCAAGAAGCGGCCAGAGGCCAAAAAUUGGUAUAUAUUUUGCAUCCUAACUGUUCCAUUGUGGACUUCUUUGACCAAAGGCCCGAGGAAGAAUAA
Kuraishia capsulata CBS 1993 is the source of this 2823-nucleotide messenger RNA. RefSeq lists its product as uncharacterized. Gene Ontology annotation, biological process: mitotic DNA replication; double-strand break repair via break-induced replication; DNA replication initiation. The record is from RefSeq and is a predicted model, not a curated record. The transcript has a single exon. NCBI's taxonomy places the organism in Eukaryota, Fungi, Ascomycota, Pichiomycetes, Pichiales, Pichiaceae. The coding region runs from base 1 to 2823 and encodes 940 amino acids. Gene Ontology annotation, cellular component: MCM complex; nucleus. Gene Ontology annotation, molecular function: single-stranded 3'-5' DNA helicase activity; single-stranded DNA binding; ATP binding.